AUGUCCCAGACCAAAGCGCUGAAGGUCCGCGCCACCCUCUUCUGCAUCCUGGUGGGCAUCGUGCUGGCCAUGGUGGCCGUGGUGACCGACCACUGGGCCGUGCUGAGCCCCGAGGUGAAACACCACAAUGCCACCUGCGAGGCGGCCCACUUCGGCCUCUGGCGGAUUUGCACCAAGCGUAUCGUCAUGACUGACAGCACCGACAAGACCUGCGGACCCAUCACCCUGCCUGGGGAGAAAAACUGUUCCUACUUCAGGCAUUUUAGCCCAGGCAAGACCUCGGAGAUCUUCGAAGUCACUACUCAGAAAGAGUACAGCAUCUCGGCCGCCGCCAUCGCCGUCUUCAGCCUGGGCUUCAUCAUCAUGGGGACCACGUGCGCGCUGCUGUCCUUCCGGAAGAAGCGGGAUUACCUGCUGAGGCCCGCGUCCAUGUUCUACGCCUUCGCAGGCCUGUGCAUCUUCGUGUCGGUGGAGGUGACACGGCAGUCGGUGAAGCGCAUGAUCGACAGCGAGCACACCGUGUGGAUCGAGUACUACUACUCCUGGUCCUUCGCCUGCGCCUGCUCCGCCUUCGUCCUCCUCUUCCUCUGCGGCCUGGCCCUCCUGCUCCUCUCCUUGCCUCGAAUGCCCCAGAACCCCUGGGAGUCGUGCAUGGACGCCGAGCCUGAGCACUAGCCCUCCCGGAGCCCCAGCCCCGCCUUGAUGCUUUCCCCUCGGGAAGCCAGAGCCUGGCCCAGAACGUUCUAGAGAGGAGGCGGGAGCUUUCCCUGUCCCCGGUCCCACCCACCCCACGACGUCCACUGCUACUUCUGUCUCUGAGCCCUUCUCUGGGCUGUGACAGGCUCCCCUGGGAAUCCAGAAAGUGGACAUGAUCCACACCUGCCCAGGGUGGGAGGGAGACCGCGGGGCUGGCAGGUGCACAGGUGUCUGGUGAGGACCCACCUUCCCCUGGAGCUGCCCGUGGGCCUCGCUGAGCCAGCUGU
This is a messenger RNA of Enhydra lutris kenyoni (northern sea otter), 983 nucleotides long. Its product is annotated as calcium voltage-gated channel auxiliary subunit gamma 1. Lineage: Eukaryota; Metazoa; Chordata; Mammalia; Carnivora; Mustelidae. The record is from RefSeq and is a predicted model, not a curated record. Gene Ontology annotation, molecular function: voltage-gated calcium channel activity; calcium channel regulator activity. Gene Ontology annotation, cellular component: L-type voltage-gated calcium channel complex; membrane. Gene Ontology annotation, biological process: regulation of calcium ion transmembrane transport via high voltage-gated calcium channel; calcium ion transmembrane transport. The coding region runs from base 1 to 675 and encodes 224 amino acids. The transcript has 4 exons.